Molecule: messenger RNA, 2244 nt
Organism: Scheffersomyces stipitis CBS 6054
Lineage: Eukaryota; Fungi; Ascomycota; Pichiomycetes; Serinales; Debaryomycetaceae
Gene: DHH1
Product: DExD/H-box ATP-dependent RNA helicase
Exons: 1
Coding region: 436-1965 (509 amino acids)
Biological process (GO): P-body assembly; cytoplasmic stress granule assembly
Cellular component (GO): P-body; cytoplasmic stress granule
Molecular function (GO): mRNA binding; RNA helicase activity; ATP binding
Source: RefSeq, a predicted model, not a curated record
UACAUCUCAUCUAUUAGAUAUUUAGUGUUACAAGCAGCGGUAUUGUCCAAUUCCAACUUGUACAAAUCCAUCGAUUCCAUAAUCAAAUCUUUUGGUCCUUUUUCAUCAUCAAAAGCAUUCGUAGAGUUCAUUUCGUUCUCAUAUUGUCAUAUUAAUCGAAGAAAACCGACAAAUAACCAUUUCCAACUCAAAGAUUUUAGAUUCGGCUAUUACUAUUCAACGAAUCAAUUCUUGUGAUUAACUUCAAUUGCACCCCAUAGAAACAGCCCAUAUUUGUUCUGUACACUGUUUACUUCUUGUAUUAUACAUUCGCCUUCUGCAUUACAUUAGGUUCACCAAAGCUAUACAUCGCUUGUCAUAGUUCCUUAUUUCACUAUUGUUAUUAUUCGUUUCACAUAAAGUCAUUAAUCAUAUACAGAUAUUACUCACAUUAAAAUGUCUGAACAAAACUGGAAACAAAACUUGAACCUUCCACAGAGGGAUACAAGACCACAGACCGAAGAUGUCUUGAACACAAAGGGUAAGUCCUUUGAAGACUUCAAUUUAAAGAGAGAAUUGUUGAUGGGCAUUUUUGAGGCGGGAUUCGAGAAGCCUUCGCCCAUUCAAGAAGAAUCCAUCCCAAUGGCUUUGGCAGGAAGAGACGUCUUGGCCAGAGCUAAAAACGGUACUGGUAAGACUGCAUCGUUCAUCAUUCCAUCAUUGCAACAGAUCAAACCCAAGUUAAACAAAAUUCAAGCCUUGAUCUUGGUGCCAACAAGAGAGUUGGCAUUGCAAACAUCCCAAGUUGUGAGAACCUUAGGAAAACAUUUAGGCAUUCAAUGUAUGGUGACCACUGGUGGUACUUCCUUGAAGGAUGACAUCUUGAGAUUGAACGAUCCCGUUCACGUUUUGGUCGGUACUCCUGGUAGAGUUUUGGAUUUGGCUGCCAGAAGCGUUGCCGACUUGUCGGAAUGUCCCUUGUUUGUUAUGGACGAAGCCGAUAAAAUGUUGUCCAGAGAAUUCAAGGGCAUCAUUGAGCAAAUCUUGGAAUUUUUCCCCAAGAACAGACAGUCCUUAUUAUUCUCUGCUACUUUUCCGUUAGCCGUCAAGUCCUUCAUGGACAAGCACUUGAACAAGCCCUACGAGAUUAACCUUAUGGACGAAUUAACGUUGAGAGGUAUCACUCAAUACUACGCAUUUGUUGAAGAAAAGCAGAAGUUGCACUGUUUGAAUACUUUGUUCAGCAAAUUACAAAUCAAUCAGUCUAUUAUCUUCUGUAACUCUACCAACAGAGUUGAAUUGUUGGCCAAAAAGAUCACUGAAUUGGGCUACUCUUGUUACUACUCGCACGCCAAGAUGCCCCAACAGGCAAGAAACAAAGUUUUCCAUGAAUUUAGACAAGGAAAGGUCCGUAACUUGGUCUGCUCUGAUUUAUUGACCAGAGGUAUUGAUAUUCAAGCUGUCAACGUUGUCAUCAACUUUGAUUUCCCAAAGACUGCCGAAACCUAUUUGCAUAGAAUUGGUCGUUCAGGUAGAUUCGGUCACUUGGGUUUGGCCAUUAAUUUGAUGAGUUGGAAUGAUCGUUACUCCUUGUACAAGAUUGAACAAGAAUUGGGUACUGAGAUCAAGCCAAUUCCAGCUACCAUCGACAGAAAGUUGUAUGUUGCUGAUAACGAAGAUGCUAUUCCCAAACCAUUCAAGAUUGAACAGUUGCCAAAAGGUAACGAGAAGGUUCAUACCAGAGCUGGCUAUGAGUACAAAGGCCAGCCUGAAGUUCAAUCGGGCCAGCAACACGCCCAACAACAACUCCAACCUUCACAACAACCCCAACAACAACUCCAGCAACCACAACAACCACAAGCUGCUCCUCAAGGUUACCCACCAGCUUUCAAUGGCUAUCCACCAUACCAGCAAUACCCACCCCAAGCUGGCGGGUACCCUCCACCACAAUUCAACGGCUACCAAGCAGCUCCUGGUCAACAGUAGUUGAAUUAUGAGUUCUAACAUUUUUAUUAUGAUAUUUUUGUUGUUUUACGAUAGGAACGAUCUGCAAAUCCAUGUUUGAAAAUGAAUCCGUUCCAUAAUGGAUCUGAAUACUGGCUGAUCUUUCCUAUCACUAUUCUAAAUUAGAAGAAAGUUGACACACAUGCCUAGUAUGGAGAUAUUGAAGCUACAACAGUUAAUGGCUGCAAUGGCUACAUUUGUAGUGUGUAUUCUUUUUUCUGUUUUUCAUUAGUAACUAGUCAAAUAGAUAGUUCGAUGAGG